AUGGCAGACAAACCUAGUGUCCUGUUUGUUUGCGGCCACAACGCUGGCCGCUCCCAAAUGGCAGCGGGCUACCUCUCCCACCUCGCCGGCGACAGGAUUGAAGUCCGCUCUGCCGGAUCAGCCCCGGCCGACUCCGUCAACGCGGCCGUUGUCGAAGCCAUGCGCGAAGAGGGUAUCGAUAUCACCGACCAGAAGCCCAAGAUCAUCACGACCGACGCUGUCCAAGCCAGCGAAGCCGUCAUCACCAUGGGCUGUGGGGACGUAUGCCCUGUUUUCCCCGGAAAGCGCUAUCUCGACUGGAAACUCGACGACCCGGCCGGACAGGGCGUUGAUGCCGUCUGCCCAAUCCGCAAUGAAAUCCGCGGCCGUGUUGAGAAACUUAUCACGGAGCUUUUGCCUAGCUAG
Arthroderma uncinatum is the source of this 405-nucleotide messenger RNA. RefSeq lists its product as uncharacterized. NCBI's taxonomy places the organism in Eukaryota, Fungi, Ascomycota, Eurotiomycetes, Onygenales, Arthrodermataceae. The record is from RefSeq and is a predicted model, not a curated record. The transcript has a single exon. The coding region runs from base 1 to 405 and encodes 134 amino acids.